This is a messenger RNA of Ambispora leptoticha, 261 nucleotides long. NCBI's taxonomy places the organism in Eukaryota, Fungi, Glomeromycota, Glomeromycetes, Archaeosporales, Ambisporaceae. The record is from the annotation of a GenBank genome assembly.
AUGUCUUCUCAACAAUCUAAGAACGACUUGUCUAAACAAGUGUCCGGAGGCAAUCCCUUUGAGGAUGCCACCUCUAAAAAAAGAUUUCAAAGAAUAAGGUCACCAACCGAUAGUAUCCUGUCUCCUUGCUCGGCGAAACUACAAGAAAAGAAAAAGAAAACCCUUGAUAAAGUUGGAAAGCCUUUGUUCCUUCUUAGUGCAUUUGCCAAGGCUGCACGUGAAGAGACAAAUUCUAAACCCAUUGACGAAUCAAAUCCUUAA